This is a messenger RNA of Hyaloperonospora brassicae, 1836 nucleotides long. The record is from the annotation of a GenBank genome assembly. Lineage: Eukaryota; Oomycota; Peronosporomycetes; Peronosporales; Peronosporaceae.
AUGGCUCGAUCAUCUCUUCCGUCCGAGCGCUACCACUCGGUGCUCCAGUCAAUAGCUUCCACAUUGCUCACUGAGGCAGGACAUUCGCACCACUGCCUUCACGACGCCUCGGUCUCUGACAUGCGAGAGAUGGUGCGUCAAUUGCUCGUUGUCCGCGCGCCAUCCGAAAGCAGCAGCUCUGGCGGUGGUGAUGAUGAUGAAGGCGACGAGGAGCUCUUUUGUCGAGUAGACACUUUGCUUGAGCUUGAGCUUAAGAGCCACAAGACCAUCGUGAGUGCACAGGAGCUACCGACCGUGCUACCGUCUUCGUCAGAAGGAGACGAUCGUGGCUUCGAGCAGGUUGCGUUGUGGAAAGGCGACAUCACCACACUCAAGGCGACGGCGAUCGUAAAUGCCGCGAACUCGGCACUGCUCGGCUGCUUUCAGCCGUCGCACAAGUGCAUCGACAAUGCGAUUCACAGCAUGGCCGGCCCGCGACUGCGUGCAGCAUGUCACGCGAUCGUGACCCGCCAGGGCCACGAAGAACCGGUCGGACACGCACAGAUCACGUCGGGCUUUGCCCUGCCGGCUUCGUACGUACUGCACACUGUUGGACCGCAGUUGCGUCAAGGCGCAAAGCCUACUGCUACACAGCGUGAUCAGUUGCAGUCGUGCUACAGGAUGUCACUGGAAUUGCUGCUGAAGACAGUGGGUGGACAAGCCGACGAGCCGGUGACCGUUGCGUUCCCGUGCAUUUCGACAGGAUUGUUUGCCUUCCCGGGAGACAUUGCAGUGCAGCUGGCGGUGGACAGUGUGCUGGAGUGGUUGGCAACGCAUCGGGACGCGAUCCGGGGAUGGAAGGUGGUCUUUAACACAUUCCUGAAGCGCGACUAUGAUAUGUACGUCGACUACAUCGAGAGCAAGUGCGUGGGCAGUGUGUCACUGCCUCGUGCACCGGUUUCUGCGCCUUUGCGACGCGCUCUUGAGGCGAUCCAGGACGCUGACUUUUUGUUGGUGUCAGCCGGUGCUGGACUGUCGGCUGCUGCUGGUCUUGACUUUGGGUCGCAAGACGUGAUGGACAUGCUGCAUCCCAACGUGCGUCGAGCCCUUCCCAGUUUCCGGACACUGGCCAACAUGAUCGGCUUUCGUCGUUGGGACGACUCGCUCAAGUGGGGCUUCUACUUCAAGAACGCGAGCGUCAUUCGAUACGACUGGGUGCGUUACCGAUCAGCACCGACGUAUGCGUACCUGAAGAGUAUCUCGGACAUGUUUGAGUGUCGGGAGAAAGGCUCAGUGUUCACGAAGACCAGCAACGGAGACGGCAUAUUGGAGCAAGAAGGGUUUGAUCCGUCCGCCUUGUUUGUCAUGCAAGGCGACUUUGGUCUCAUUCAGUGUGCUCAGCCGUGCACUCCUGAUAGUGUGUGGGAUAUCAAGCCAUUUAUGGAGAAAGGGAUGCAGAGCUUCAAUCCGGAGACAUACCGAAUUGACGAUCCUGCAGGUGUUCCGAAGUGUCCUACGUGCAAUGGCCGCAUGUCGACUUUCUUGCGUGAAGACGAUACGUUUCUGGAUAGUGGCGUGAAAGAAGGGCGUGAUCGGUACGAGAAAUGGCUGGCGCGGGUGAUGGGUCAAGUGCACACCAACAGCAAAAAGCUCGUUAUCCUCGAGGUGGGUGCUGGUUUCAACACUCCUAUCGUGCUUCGCAUUCCGGAUGAACGACUUGCACUUCACGACGGAGUGCAGCUCGUGCGCGUGAACCCCGAGUAUCCAGAAAUGCCGUUUCAAUGCAAUGGUGUGGGGGUCACUGACGAUGCGACGAGCGCGCUGGACUACAUCGCACAUCAUUUGCAUUUUCAAUAG